AUGGGCGUCGGUAGCAAAUGCUGCUGCCUCACGCUCGUGCUCUACAAGGUGGUCUGGCUGGCCUUCACGCUCGGACCACUCGUCCUCAUGUACUUCAUCUACACGCUGUACCUCAAGCCGUGGGGCGAGGACCAGAUCGCGUCGCUCUCGGCCGGCAAGUCGGCCGCAUCGCUCAACUGCUCGGGCUGCGUCCUCGGCAUCAACACGCAAUUCCCGCCCAACACGACGGGCUUCCGCCACACGCUCGACACGUUUGGCGGCCAAACCAUGAGCUCUGUGGUUGGCAUUGCCAUCGCCUCGUCGGUCGCGUCGGGGGUCGCGUCCAUGGCAUGGGCAUCCUUCCUUCCGGGCGCGGCUACGCUCGGCAGCGUAGGCUCCAACGUGAACGAAGUGCUCGCGAUCGUCGAGCAAGCGCAGUUCAUCGGCCUUCUCGGGCAGCUCCAGACGUCGGGCGCCCCACUGUUUUUCCAAGAGUUUACAAAAGAGCUCGCGUGGGUCAACUUCAACAUUGGCAAAGGCGUCGACGCCGUGAAAUCGUCGCUGCACGCACGCCGCCUCGACAUCUUUUCGGCGCAAACGAGCGAGACCGGCGUCGAGCGGUACGCCGCGACGCUCGGCGUGCAGCCCGACGACCUCUUCUACUACACGCUCAUGAUCCUAUCGAUCGUCUUUGCGGCCAUUCUCGUGCUCUACGUGCUUGUCACGGCGAUCAUGACGUGCGUCAAAAAGUCAAAGAAGAAUCUCUGGGUCGAGUACUUUCGCAAAGUCAUUUGGGCGUACGUGCUGCUUCUGCUCCUCUCGCUCUACAUCGUGGCCAUGACGGGCUCGUACAAGGCGCGCAUCGAGCUCGCAAACGGCUCGUCCGCCGCCGGCUCGGGCGCGAUCGUCCUCUCGGUGGCCAUCUUUGGUCUCGCUUGA
Messenger RNA from Saprolegnia parasitica CBS 223.65, 918 nucleotides. RefSeq lists its product as hypothetical. The transcript is spliced from 3 exons. NCBI's taxonomy places the organism in Eukaryota, Oomycota, Saprolegniomycetes, Saprolegniales, Saprolegniaceae. Gene Ontology annotation, biological process: transmembrane transport. The record is from RefSeq and is a predicted model, not a curated record. Bases 1 to 918 code for a protein of 305 amino acids.